This is a messenger RNA of Silurus meridionalis, 1016 nucleotides long. It is a transcript of the gene cryba1b, whose product is annotated as crystallin, beta A1b. Gene Ontology annotation, molecular function: structural constituent of eye lens. The coding region runs from base 41 to 646 and encodes 201 amino acids. The transcript is spliced from 6 exons. NCBI's taxonomy places the organism in Eukaryota, Metazoa, Chordata, Actinopteri, Siluriformes, Siluridae. The record is from RefSeq and is a predicted model, not a curated record. Gene Ontology annotation, biological process: visual perception; lens development in camera-type eye.
UCAUACCUCGGGGUCAAACAGUACUGAGAUAUUAGACACGAUGGCCAAUCAGACCACUCAGAUGAACAUGAACAUGCACAUGGGACCAUGGAAGAUCACGGUUUAUGACCAGGAGUACUACCAGGGCAGAUGGUGGGAGUUCACUUCCUGCUGCAAGAACAUUGUGGAGUAUGGCAUGGAAAAUAUCCGUUCCCUGAAAGUGGAAUGUGGCGCCUGGGUGGGUUUCGAGCACAGCAGCUACAACGGCCAGCAGUUUGUCCUGGAGAAGGGAGACUACCCUUGCUUUGAGGCCUACAUGGGAAGCCAUGGCUACCGCGUCGAGAGGAUGAUGUCUUUCCGCCCGGUCUAUUCGGCUUGCCACAAGGAGUCCCGCAUGUGUGUGUGGGAGUGCGAGAACAUGAUGGGCAGACAGUGGGAGCUGUGUGAUGAUUACCCUUCCCUGCAGGCGAUGGGCUGGCACAACAACGAGAUCGGCUCCAUGCGGGUUCAAAGCGGCGCCUGGGUGUGCUACCAGUACCCUGGCUAUCGUGGUUAUCAGUACAUCAUGGAGUGCGACUGCCACGGAGGCGAGUACAGAUGCUACAGAGAGUUCGGGACUCACGCUCACACUCCCCAGAUCCAGUCCAUCCGUAGAAUCCAACACUAAAAAAAAGUGUCCUUCUUCUUUCCGUUCUUCUCCAUCCUCUCAGAUUUUCCAGACUCAGCAUCACAGUACAUACCUCACUGCCUCACUGCCAGCCGACUAACUGGUGCUACUUUCAUGUAAUGUGUACAAUGAUUUUUUGCUUGGGGAAAAAAAGACACAUGGUGAAAACUUAAGAAAUAAAGAUCUUGAAGCUGCAGAAAGGCUGUAGCACGUGAAGACACCUGGGAAGUUGCUCUGCUUUUAUCACAAUAAACUUGCAAUUCCUGUCAACUUCCGUGUGAGACUUGGUGAAUAAAAACCACAAGGGAAGAAAAGCUAAACAAAAAAAAAGAAUGUGUGGCUCUUUGUGGCAUCAUAGUUCAGUUUUUAA